AUGGAGGCGGCGGCGAGUGAUGAGCGACCGUUUUGUGGAGUUUUAGGAUGCCAGACGCACGUGGGCGAUCGUCGAGCGACGUUGAGCGCGGUGUUGGAGGAGUUGCGGCCGGAGAUGCGGCGGGAGCACGCGACGAUUAAGGCGGCGACGCCGGGAUAUUUGUGCGCGGGCGAUUUGCCAGAGGACGUCGUGGAGCGAAUUUUAGGAUUUUUAGACCCGAAGUGCGCGAGCACGCUCGCGUGUACGUGCAGAGGAUUUCGUUCGCGCGUGGAAGAGACGUCACCGGGAUUGGCGUUGACUUUACAUCCGCACCAACGCGCGGCGCUCGGAUGGAUGCGACGGCGCGAACGCGCUCGUCUACCGCCGAUUCUCGAUCCACUUUGGAAGCCAAUCGAUUGCGAGGACGGUCGUGUGCUGUGGCUUCACACUUUAAAGGGGGAGUUAAGCGAUCACCAUCCCGACGUAUACGAAGACUCGCAAGGAGGAAUGCUGUGCGACGAGCCCGGAUUGGGGAAGACGGUGACUGCGCUCGCGCUCGUGCUGGCGCGACGAGGUUGGCGACCUUCACCACCGAUCGGUUACACGGCGCGUAAGAUGGAAUCAUGUUGGUACUACGAAGACACAAACUCCGGUGGUGCGGGCGGAUACGGUUCACCUGCGGUGAUGGCUGCCGUACCGACACUCGACGCCGAAACGCCCGCAAUUACUCCGAUGAAGACAUCUGCCGCGUUCGCGGGAAGUUCUUCGAGAGGUAACUCUUCCGGCCUGAGGCGAAGCAAACGCUCAGCCGGUAACACGCCAGUGGGGUAUUUUGCUUCGGUGUGCAAGAAUGGGUUGGAUGGCACGAUGAGUAGGAGCGCAAAGCGUUCGAAAUUAGAAGAGAAACAAGCGUACGAGGCGUUAGCCGCUGCGACGACGGUGGAAGUUCCAGAUUGGCAGACACGUUUGGAGUGCUCGGCACACAGCGCCCCCAUUGGUUUCAUCGCGCGCACGGGGUUGAAGGAAGAUUCAGCGCGUUUGGCGCGAAACACGUCUUACUUUGAAAGCAUUCUUCGAAACUGCGUCGUGUACGUUGGACGCGCCGCGACGUGCGACGUCGUCGAUUACAUUUUAGAAAACACCGAGGAAGUGUCGCACGCGAUGCCGCUUUCGAUGCCACUCUUUCGCAGAAAUUCGGACCAGCCUCCGAUUUUUCGCGCACUCGGGUUGGAACCGUACACUGGAGUCGGCAAGUUGGAAAACGCGAUUCCGUACGCGCCGCCCGGGUCGGCGACGGAGGACCUCAUCUUAGACAAGCAAGCACUUCACGACGCCAUACGCGUCGUCGAUAACAGAGGGAGUAGCAGCGAGCCGAUGCGUGUCUGGUUAUCGAGCGCGACGUUAAUCAUCAUUCCGAGUGUCCUCAUCGAGCAUUGGUUGCAGCAAAUAUCGUUUUGCACUUGGAACAUCACCGGUGAGGGUGUCCCGCGCGUCGCGGUGCUGGACAAACCACCGAAAGUGGACGGCUUCAGCUCAGUUUACAAGACCGAAGGUAGCUUGGAACCCGUGCACUUGAAUGAUCUGGCGCAUGUCGAUGCGAAAGAUUUAGCAAACGACUUUGACAUUGUCAUCAUGCCCAUCAAUCGACUUUCCACAGAGUUUUCAAAAGUUGAUACGCCGAUUUUACGCAUUCUUUGGCAGCGAGUGAUUUUGGAUGAAGGCCAUCAGCUCGGGGCGUCUUUAGCUGUCACGGCCAAGCUUUCUGUGGCGUGUGCACUGAAGGCACAUGCACGUUGGCUCAUGACAGGAACACCGACGCCGACGACGCUCAAAGGCGCGGGGACGGCACAUUUGCAACCGCUGCUCGGAUUUCUACGUCAGCCUCCUUACGGGACGAGUGCGGGGCUUUGGACUACUGCGGUGCAGCGUCCACUUGAAGGUAGAGACCGUUUCGCUCAGGCGGAUGCCGUUGUGCGUCUCGGUGACGUUCUGCGGCGAUGCAUGGUGAGAACGUGCAAGUCGCACAUCGAGCUGCCGCCGCUCAAGCGCACGACGUCAAUGCUGCAAUUCAGCGAUGUACACGCCGAUUCAUACAAUGAUCUCGUCGCGUUCGUCAAACGUAAUUUACUUUUGGCAGAUUGGGGCGACCCCAACCACACAGAGUCUUUGCUGAAUCCCAAAAACGUUCGAGAAGCGGCAGCGACGGUGACCAACCUCCGCGAAGCCGCGUGUGUCGUCGGCCAGAUGCCGAUCACGUGCUCUUCUGAUGAAUUCGAUGAGACGAUUCUCGCUUUGAUGCAACUUCUAAAAGAGCGAGGUUUUGGCGAUGAAGAACGCAAGGCACGCGUGAGACGCGUCUCGCCCAUGUUGAUGCAGUGCAAAGGGACAUGCGAUUUGUGCUUGCACAAAGUCUUGAUGCCGCUCGUCACUCCUUGCGCGCACAUCUUGUGCUGCGGUUGCGUCAUGCGCGGUCCUCCGAAAGGCAAAACGUUGAAUGGCAAGGACGUCGAAGAUGAGAGAGUGAACGAACCAGAGCUCCCACCGGGGGUGCACCGUGCGCCGCGAGGAUGUCCUGUGUGUGGAUCGGCCUACUUCAUGGAGGAGGACCAUGACAACAACUUGAAUCCAGUGCAAGAAGUUCCGAAGGAUUUGAUCGAGCUUCAGCCAAAGCUCGAACAACACUCGUGGAAAGUCGACGAGAGUCGGGGCGGUGACGGUGUGUACGCGCAGGGUGAAAGUUCUAAAGUGGAUCAUUUGCUCGCCGAACUGCGAAAGAUAGGCGCCGCCGUGAGCGCGGAAAUCGUCAAGCAACAAGACGAUCGUGACGCGUUCUUCGCUCGUGAAGCGAACGGGAUGUCGGAAAACACGCCGGGUUGGAGUGGUCGAUUAAACGCAAACGCACAGGCGCGCGAAGGAACGACGCAACAAGGUAGACGCCGCAAACGUAUGCUGGACGCAGCGACGCCGCUCAGGCUGCGAGACUUCACCCCAACCGCGCCGCCACCGAAAAAGUGCAUCAUCUAUAGCGAUUUUCGUCCACAUUUGGACACGAUUGAUCUAGCACUUUAUGGUGCGCGCGUUCCUCACGAAAGCAUAACGAGAAUCGGGCAAAGUCGAUACGAUCGCGAGCAAGCGCUCAAGAAUUUCAAAAACGAUCCCGACUGCGCCGUUUUGCUUCUAAACCGCGCCGCCGCUGAAGGCUUGGAUCUAUCGUUUGUUUCGUACGUAUUCCUCAUGGAGCCGCUUUCGAAUAUGUCGCUCGAACAGCAGGUCAUUUCGCGAGCGCACCGCAUGGGCCAAAAAGACACCGUCCGCGUGAAAGUUUUCGCCAUGGCGAACACCGCGGAGGAAAUCAUGUUGGACGUACAAUCGGAGCUCGCGCGCAAUGGCACAAAGAUGUCUCUAGAUUCGCUCGACGCGACGACGAGACACGACGUCACAGAAGAUUCUGAAGCUGACGUGGCGCCAACAGUGGUGGCAGAAUCGCUUUCGCGUCGACGCAUUCUCGAACGUCUCGAGCUCGUCCCGUCGAAGAGCUCGGACGAAGCUGCGGCGAGAAAAGCCAAGGCGGUGACUGAUCACUUCGAGCGCAUUCGAAACGGCGGCGACGGGCGCGUGCUUGGAAAUGGAAAGAAGAAAGGCGAAGAAGAAGAGGCGCGCUGGAUGCGCGAGGCACUUGAGGCGAGCGCGCGAGAAUUGGAAGCGCGCGCUAGUGACGGGGGCGUUCUCGGCAUCGGGAGUCCCCAAUCGGGAGUCCCCAAUCGGGAAGAAAUCGCUGAAGACGAUGAAUCCGAGGCGUGGACCAUGCGCGUUCGCGACCCUAACGAUGGAGGCGCUGUGAAAGACUUUACAUUGCCGAAUGCGGGCAAGACGACGGUGAGCGCGAUGCGCGCGCGCAUUUCUUCAAGGAUUGGCGCGAGUAUUGAUGCCUUCGUCGUUCGGUGCGGUUUCCCGCCGCGCGCGCUCACCGACCGUGAUCUCUGCACGCCAAUCGCGCUGCUUGGGAUUCAAGCGAAUGAUUUGAUCAAUCUUCAGGCGGAGAACGCUCCGGAUAUGCAUCAAGCCGACGCGACGAUCGUGACGACCAGGGCGAAACCAAAGUUGACGAAAGCAGCUCGCGCGAAGGCGUUGGAUACGUCUGUUUUGGAUGCCAAGGUGCAGAGACGGCUCAAAACCGUACUCAAGCAAUCCGAGACGAGUACGGAGAUGAUGUUACAAGAUCCAGACGAGGAUCCUCGAGGCGCUGGCGCCGGUGGUGGCGCCGCCGGCGCGAUGUCCAUCGAUCUCCUUCGCGCCGCCGAGGGCGGUAAGCGCGCCGUGAACGACGCUUCGAUUCGUUCGCUUCAGACAGCUUUCCAAGCCAUGGUGGAGGAACGCGCUAAGGAGUCCGAAGGUAACAUGAAAUGUGGUGCCGCGCGUUCCGGUGCCGUCGAAUACUCGACGCUCGCCGACGGUCGAUUGGUGGUAAAAUACGAAGCCGUCGACAUCUCCACCGGACGUCGCCAGAAGAAAACUGACUGCGUUCAGGACAUCCCGGCCGCCAUGCUCCCCAUCGUUCUCGCCCUCGUCGCCGCCGACGCCGACACCAACGCCGCCGCGCGCGCCAAUCUCUCUCCUCCCUCCAUGGCCGUCGCCUCCCCUCGCGUGUUUUGGGCCGUCGUCCGCCACGGCGGCGUCGGACCGCAUCUCUCGUUUCCGGACGCUUUGAAGAAAAUCGCGCCGAAGCUCAAAUUCGAUUGGCACGCCAUCGACGCCCGCGAGCGUCGCGCCAAUCCACGAUACGCCGAUUACGACACGUCUCAUUAG
Ostreococcus lucimarinus CCE9901 is the source of this 4785-nucleotide messenger RNA. RefSeq lists its product with no specific name. The record is from RefSeq and is a predicted model, not a curated record. The transcript has a single exon. Gene Ontology annotation, molecular function: ATP binding; ATP-dependent chromatin remodeler activity; protein binding. Bases 1 to 4785 code for a protein of 1594 amino acids. Lineage: Eukaryota; Viridiplantae; Chlorophyta; Mamiellophyceae; Mamiellales; Bathycoccaceae.